AUGAAACUGAGGUAUCGAGCCCAAGAUACUCCCAAGAAGCUCGAUAGAGCCGGCGAUACUCAGCUGCACCAACUUCAAACGCAAGCUCUACCCACAUUCCGACAGCAACUCAUAGACCUACUGGCAUCGUUUGACGUGUUUGAUUUGGAAGAAAGGGAGUUCAAUCCGAAGCUUGGUCGUACCCUCGAUACCUUAGAGAUACUAUCAAGAAUCACUCCGACGUUUGACGAAAUUAGUGCUUUCGUCCACUCAAUCGCGCGGAUCGCGUUUGACUCAUCCAUCGACCACACCGACGGUGAUUACGGAGAUCUCAAAAAAUUCAGAUCCCAUCUUCUCGUCACCCUAGUAGACCAGUUGCUGCAAGACCCCGCUGGGGAAUUGUUCUUCUUCUCUAAAGAGUUUCUGGAGCUGUGGAACGUCUCGAUGAAGAUUAAUCGUAAACUCAUGUUGAAUGGUGAAGUCGACGAGCUAGCCGAGUACAAGGAGAGGAUGAUCACGGCGGUAGCUAAUUCCUCCGAGCUCAUCGAUACAAUCAUUCAUUCUUCCAAGCGAUCUGAUUUCCGCUUCCUUCAAGACCAUUGUCAGCAUCUCGUCAGUAAUCUCGAAGAGUGUGUUAAUUACGUCCGUCACCAGAUCUACUCGCGCUCAGAACCAAGCCACGGCCCAACCCUGGACAAGCUCACCAGCUCCUCCCAACCGCUCUCUCUAAGAUCACUCAUUGCUCAACUUUUCGAAUCCGCGUUACCGCUCUUCAAACUAGUCAAAAUCUCCUUCAACAGACUACUAGACAAGAAGCCACCCUUCACGAUCAACACUAGAAUAACUUCGGGUGAACUCCAGACAUUGCUUAACGAAAUCAGAAAUCUUGAUUCGUGGCUUAUGAAAUUGAUGAGGAAUUUGACGUGGAUGUACGAACGAAAUGACAUCAACUAUCGGGAGGAAGAUUUUGUUCGGAUAGGCCAAAUGAUCUCGGUUGAAUUUAAUUCCUCCUUGUCUUCCUUGAGCUCCCUUCUAAUCCCUACCCCCGGAACUCCUCUCGACUGUGGUUCAUCCGAAUCAUCCUUUUCAGUAAUCAAAGGCCAAGUCGCACCGGCUGUGGCAACUCUCACACAUGCCAUCGACAGGUUUGAAUUAGCCGUUCAAAGAUUAUCCAACUGA
Molecule: messenger RNA, 1158 nt
Organism: Puccinia triticina
Lineage: Eukaryota; Fungi; Basidiomycota; Pucciniomycetes; Pucciniales; Pucciniaceae
Exons: 3
Coding region: 1-1158 (385 amino acids)
Source: RefSeq, a predicted model, not a curated record